AUGGGUAAAGCCAUGCAGACCAAAAUGGACCAUGGCCAGUCUGCCAAGGCUGUUUUACCAGGCUAUGGCCACUUGUGCAUGCUACAGCUUCUUGGAGGCACGGUGCUCAGCAAGGGCCAGGCGGUGACCGGCCAGUAUCGUUUCCUGGCCCGCAAUGGAGGCUACCUCUGGACCCAGACGCAGGCCACGGUGAUCUCGGGGGGCCGCGGCCCCCAGCCCGAGAGUGUCGUCUGUGUCCACUUUGUGCUGAGCCGGGUGGAGGAGACUGGGGUGGUUCUGUCCCUGGAGCAGACGGAGCAGCCUGCCCGCCGGCCCCCCCGCCCCGCCGAACGGGGGCCUCCCCCGGAGAAGAGCCCCCAGGGUCCCGGAGACGGCUUUGAUGCCCCCGGCCCCCGGAUCCUUGCCUUCCUGAAGCCCCCGGCUCUAAGCGAGGCCACUCUGGCCGCUGACCCUCGCCGCUUCUGCAGCCCAGACCUCCGCCGCCUCCUGGCCCCCAUCCUGGACGGGGCCGCCCCAAGCCCUGCCGCCGCCGCCGCCGCCACCCCUGCCGCCAUCCCCAACGGACCCCCAGCCAGGGAGCGGCCUCGGAGCCCUCCGCCGGCGGAUCUCCCCAAUGACCUGCUCCUGGAGAUGGAAAACGUACACAAAAUGUUUGGAUUUGGCAAGACCUUGGAGGCUGUGGAAACUCUGGAUAUGGAGCAGGAUAUUGAGGCCCUGGAGUUAGAGAUGUUAGCCCCCUACAUCUCCAUGGACGAUGACUUCCAGCUCAACACCAGCGAGCAGCCCUCUAGGAUCCCCCGAAGGCAUCGAGGAACAACCUCUCGCCCCCGAGCCCGCAGUUUCCACGGCCUGUCACCCCGACCCCUGGAGUCUCACCCUUUGCUUCGAUGGGGGAGUGACCCACGACUGAGCCAGAGGACCCAUCCUGCAGAAGGGGACCCCAUAGACUCCACAAGUUCCCCGACUGGAGCUCGGAAAAGGGCUCUGCCCCGGAACUUGGAGGAGGAAGCUGGGGCCGAGGCUCUGGGAGCGAAGCCCCCCAAGCGAUCCCCGAGCCCAGCACCGGAACCCUUUCUGCUGCCGCCCCUCAGCCUGAGCUUUCUCCUGAGUGGCGAGGCCACCCCUGGGACCCAACCGGACGCCGAUAGCAGGCUCCUGGACCUUGAAGAGCCCAUGGCCCUGGCUUCUUCUUCUCUGCUCUCUUUCUAUGAAGAUGAAGACGCCGCUCAGCCCAGGGCUCACUUCCAGUUGGAAGAGGCCUUGACUCAAGAGCUCACCCCAGGCACCUGAGCCCCCCCAGCCCCUGCGUCCUCGGCCCUCUCCCCCUUCUUCCCUUCCCCCACCCAGGACCUCAGCCACACUCCACGCCCGCAGCCUACGCACAGGAUACGGGGGUCUGGGGCCGGGGGAGAGGGACGCGCAUCCCGCUCCCGUCCCCAGCCCUUCCCAGACCGGCUCCUACCUCACUGUCCCCUCCCACCCUCGCCCUCUGAGACUCAGGGGAUGUGGGCGGCGGGGGGAGAGCCAACGAAACCUCAGCUGGGAUGGGGGGAGCCCCAUCUCAUUUCCACUGGGCCCCCCUCUUGGAAGGCAGGGCCCCUCCCUCUCCCUCCUCCUGCCCCCCUCUCAGGAUUUCUUGGUGCUCAUUUAUUUACAAAGUUAC
Messenger RNA from Gracilinanus agilis (Agile Gracile Mouse Opossum), 1663 nucleotides. It is a transcript of the gene HIF3A, whose product is annotated as hypoxia inducible factor 3 subunit alpha. Gene Ontology annotation, molecular function: DNA-binding transcription factor activity, RNA polymerase II-specific; RNA polymerase II transcription regulatory region sequence-specific DNA binding. The coding region runs from base 1 to 1290 and encodes 429 amino acids. Gene Ontology annotation, biological process: regulation of transcription by RNA polymerase II; cellular response to hypoxia. Lineage: Eukaryota; Metazoa; Chordata; Mammalia; Didelphimorphia; Didelphidae. The transcript has 10 exons. The record is from RefSeq and is a predicted model, not a curated record.